Molecule: messenger RNA, 3302 nt
Organism: Centropristis striata (black sea bass)
Lineage: Eukaryota; Metazoa; Chordata; Actinopteri; Perciformes; Serranidae
Product: E3 ubiquitin-protein ligase Itchy-like
Exons: 24
Coding region: 139-2826 (895 amino acids)
Biological process (GO): protein K29-linked ubiquitination; protein K63-linked ubiquitination; ubiquitin-dependent protein catabolic process
Molecular function (GO): protein binding; ubiquitin protein ligase activity
Source: RefSeq, a predicted model, not a curated record
AAGAUGGUGGAAGUUUGUUCUUCCCCGAAGUGAAGCUGAACAUCCUGCAGACAAACCGGGGACUGGACUCACCUUCAGCGGCUACACUCUGCCCCAACAGCUGCCUCCAGACCCGGGCCUUCCCCCCAGCCCUAUGUCAUGGCAAGUGGAGUCACCAAGCCAGGCACUACCAACGGGUUCCCUGCUGUCUUAUUCACACCUAUGAAGGCACAGCUACAAAUCAUUGUGCUGUCAGCAAAACUGAAAGAGAACAAGAAGAACUGGUUUGGUCCCAGUCCUUAUGUGGAAGUGACAGUCGACGGCCAGUCCAAGAAAACCGAGAAAUGCAACAACACCCACAGCCCCAAAUGGAAGCAGCCGCUCACUGUGAUUGUGACUCCAUUCAGCAAACUGGUGUUCCGUGUGUGGAGCCACCAGACCCUGAAGUCAGACGUGUUGCUAGGCAUCGCCACGCUGGACGUCAGUGACACGCUCAAGUCCAACGACAUGAAGAUCUCUGAGGUGGUGCAGACCUUACAGCUGUGUGCCGACAGAGACCAGUCUGAUGUGGUGGGAGAUCUUUCUGUCUGCCUGGACGGCAUGACUGUCGACCCGGAGAUGUUCACCAAAGCCGAGGCUGACCAUCAGAGUACAUCAAACGGGGAAUCACAACCCAACGGGGAUCACGCCAUAAGAAGGAGUCGAGACAGCUCCCCAGCUGUGGACGAUGUGGACCACAGGUCGUCUCCCAGUGGAAGGAGGUCAGCCAACAGCACGGGGUCUCCCUCUGUGUCAUCAGGGGGCUCGAGGCCUCUCCGACCACCCCGACCCUCCAGACCUCCUCCUCCGACCCCACGCAGACCCACCUCUUCACCAGCAUCUUCCAGUAACGGCUCUGCUCCCGCUGAAGGCAGCGACGGUCAGUCAGGUUCUAAUACGCCUGUACGAACACCGGCCUCAGGAUCCACUUCAGCCCCAGAAUCAAGUCCUUCAGCAGGCUCAGACAGGAACUCCACGCCGGCCUCCAGCUCUGGAGCUGCAGCAACCAGACAGCCGACCAGCAGCAGCAUCACUCCUGCUGUCACUCCGAGGGUCCCGGCUGUCAACGCGGUGCCGCUGCCCCCCGGGUGGGAGCAGAGGGUGGAUCAGAAUGGCAGGCUGUAUUUUGUUGAUCAUGUGGAGAAGAGAACAACGUGGGAACGGCCUGAACCGCUGCCCCCUGGCUGGGAGCGCCGCGUGGACCAGAUGGGGCGGGUCUACUUCGUGGACCACAUGACGCGGACCACCACGUGGCAGCGCCCCACGGUGGAGACGGUGCGUAACUACGAGCAGUGGCAGCACCAGAGGAACCAGCUGCAGGGCGCCAUGCAGCAGUUCAACCAGAGGUUCAUCUUCGGGGCACAAGACCAGACUGCAGCUCCUCAGAAUAAAGAGUACGAUCCUCUCGGGCCUCUGCCACACGGAUGGGAGAAGAGAACAGACACGAACGGUAGAGUUUAUUUUGUACAUCACCCAACACGCUGCACCCAGUGGGAGGACCCACGGACACAGGGGUUGCUGAAUGAGAAGCCCCUUCCUGAGGGCUGGGAGAUGAGGUUCACUGUAGACGGUAUUCCUUACUUCGUAGACCACAACAGGAGAACGACCACCUACAUUGACCCACGCACUGGAAAAUCCUCACUUGAAAAUGGACCUCAGAUCACUUAUGUUCGAGACUUCAAAGCCAAAGUCCAGUACUUCAGAUUCUGGUGCCAGCAACUGUCGAUGCCUCAGCACAUCAAGAUCACCGUGACCAGAAAAACUCUGUUUGAGGACUCCUUCCAGCAGAUCAUGAGCUUCAACGCCCAGGACCUGAGAAGAAGACUCUGGAUCAUCUUCCCUGGAGAAGAAGGCCUCGACUACGGAGGCGUCGCCCGGGAGUGGUUCUUCCUGUUGUCCCAUGAGGUUCUCAACCCCAUGUACUGCCUGUUUGAAUAUGCCGGUAAAGAUAACUAUUGUCUCCAGAUCAACCCGGCCUCCGACAUCAACCCCGACCACCUCAAGUACUUCAAGUUCAUAGGACGCUUCAUCGCCAUGGCUCUUUUCCACGGAAAGUUCAUCGACACUGGUUUCUCUCUGCCGUUUUACAAACGAAUCCUGAACAAGCCUCUGGCUCUCAAAGACCUGGAGUCAAUAGAUCCAGAGUUCUACAACUCCCUCAUCUGGAUCAAGGAUAACAACAUUGAGGAGUGUGGUCUGGAGAUGUUCUUCUCUGUGGACAAAGAGAUCCUGGGGGAGAUCUCCACCCACGAGCUGAAACCAGGAGGAGGAGACCUGCAGGUGACCGAGGAGAACAAGGAGGAGUACAUCAGGCUGGUAGCAGAGUGGAGGAUGUCCCGAGGAGUGGAGGAACAGACUCAGGCGUUCUUUGAAGGCUUUAACGAGGUUCUCCCUCAGCAGUACCUGCAGUACUUUGACGCCAAAGAGCUCGAGGUGAUGCUGUGUGGUAUGCAGGAGAUCGACCUGGCAGACUGGCAGAGAAACUCCAUCUACAGACACUACGCUAGGAGCAGCAAACAGAUCGUCUGGUUCUGGCAGUUAAUAAAGGAGAUGGACAACGAGAAGCGGAUGAGGCUGCUGCAGUUUGUCACUGGAACCUGUCGCCUGCCUGUCGGAGGCUUCGCUGACCUCAUGGGAAGCAACGGUCCCCAGAAGUUCUGCAUAGAGAAGGUGGGAAAAGAAAACUGGCUUCCCAGAAGUCACACAUGCUUCAACAGACUGGACCUGCCGCCCUACAAGAGCUACGAGCAGCUGAAGGAGAAGCUGAUGUUCGCCAUCGAGGAGACGGAAGGCUUCGGACAGGAGUGAGAGAAAACCAGCAGAAGGUUGAAGAAAAAUAAAGACCACCAGUGUUCAAAUCAGGGAGCCCCUUCAGAAGAAAGCGGGUGUUUCAUGUGUUUCUGCUCAUGCAUGCAUGCACACGCCUGUACGAUACUUCUAUGGGUGUGUGUGUGAGACUGUCGCCCUGCAUGUUCUCUGCAAAAGAAGCUGGGAUUUUGCAUCUAGCACAUCACCGCAGGCCUCUCCAUGCUUGAUUGGUACGUGAAAAAAAUGUUUAUUCUUUGAAACCAAAACACAGAAGCUGCUCCGCUAAUGUCAGAGUGUGCAGCAAAUUAUGCAUGGGACCCUGAAAACUCACCCUCCAUGACGUCUGUUCAAUGGGAAUGCAGCAGUUUUUCCUCAUCAGUCUCAUCAAGGUGACUACCUGAUCUCUUCUCAUUAAGUUGCUCUGCAUUAUACUGCCUUAAAAAGUCUAACUGCAGUAACUACAUUUAUGGUGCAAA